AUGGCUCUGAAGCGCCCUCAUACAGAUAGUGAAAUGAGAGACGAAGAGGCUCCGAGGAAGAAGCGAAAGGGAUUCAGUGUGGGACCUGCGAAUUUACCCGAUGGAACAUAUCGUCGGAAGACUCAGAAAAUCAAGAAUGACCUGAUCCAGAAAGCGAAAAUCAAGAAGGCCUACGCGAAAGUCAAGGCACAAGAGCAGUCAGGCUCUAAUGAUAUAUACCGGCACCAAGAGCCAGAGACGUCGUCUGCACAGCCUGCAAGCCUAGAUUUACAUCCCGAUCGACAAGCUAUGUUAGACCGCCCCGCUCCAUCAGUGAACGCUCCGAGACAUAGCAAGGACGAUACAGACGAUGUCAGUGAACGUCGCCGUCGGGCACGACCCAAGCGAUCAAGUUAUUCGAAGGAGACACAGAUGGCAGAACAAAGGCAGCUUGAAGCCGAAGCAAGACGGAUGGUGAGGGAGGAGAAGGACCGAGAGCGGCGGGCUAUGCUGAAGGCAAGAAGGCCAGACAGAGAUGGGAGGUAUAGGCUUGGGAGGCAGAGCAAGAUAUUACUUCACAAGGUCAAGAGAUUAGUCGAGGAGGGAAAAGUGGAUAGAUAA
This is a messenger RNA of Endocarpon pusillum Z07020, 600 nucleotides long. RefSeq lists its product as uncharacterized. The record is from RefSeq and is a predicted model, not a curated record. The transcript is spliced from 2 exons. NCBI's taxonomy places the organism in Eukaryota, Fungi, Ascomycota, Eurotiomycetes, Verrucariales, Verrucariaceae. The coding region runs from base 1 to 600 and encodes 199 amino acids.